GGCGGGGCGAGGAGCGGAGGGGCGUCCCGAGGGCGGGGAGAUGACGCAAGAGCGACUCCUGGAGGCGGGGCGAGGCCUUGGAGUUGCGUCCUGAGUCGGUGCAGCUAAGAUAGCCGGGGCAGUGACGCGGGGGCGGGACCUGGAGCAAGGGCGGGUCCUAGGGACCUGGGCGAGCUGCCGAGGCCCGGAAGCGGAUGGAGGAGGCUGCUUGCCAUGGACGAAGCGGACCGGCUGCUUCUGCGGCGGCACCGGCGGCUGCUGGUGGAGAAGCUGCAGGUGGACCAGCUCUGGGACGCCCUCCUGAGCCGGGAGCUGUUCAAGCCCCACAUGAUCGAGGACAUCCAGCGGGCAGGCUGUGGAUCUCGGCGGGAUCAGGCCAGGCAGCUGAUCACAGAUCUAGAGUCUCGAGGGAGUCAAGCCUUUCCUUUGUUCAUCUCCUGCUUAGAGGAGACAGGCCAGUGCAUGUUGGCUUCGAUCCUGCAAACUAAUAGGCAAACAGAAAAAUUCUUGAUUCCCAAACCAAAGGAUCCCAGACCAGUGGACAUUGGUUCUGGAGGAUCCGGUGAUGGCGGUGCUCCUGAGAUUUUGAGGCAAAAUACAGAUUUGGCUUAUGUCAUGAGCACGGAGCCCUGUGGCCACUGCCUCAUUAUCAACAAUGUGAACUUCAGCCCUGAGUCCAGGCUCAGCACCCGCACCGGCUCCGACAUCGACUGUGGGAAGUUGCAGCUCCGCUUCUCCUCGCUGCAUUUCGUGGUGGAGGUGAAGCGCGACCUGACUGCCAAGGAAAUGGGGCUGGCUUUGCUGGAGCUGGCACGGCGGGACCAUGGUGCUCUGGACUGCUGUGUGGUGGUCAUCCUCUCUCACGGCUGUCAGGCCAGCCACCUGCAGUUUCCAGGGGCUGUCUACGGCACAGAUGGAUACCCUGUGUCACUUGAGAAGAUUGUGAACAUCUUCAAUGGGACCAGCUGCCCCAGCCUGGGAGGGAAGCCCAAGCUCUUUUUCAUCCAGGCCUGUGGUGGGGAGCAGAAAGACCAUGGGUUUGAGGUGGCCUCCACUUCCCCUGAAGAGGAAUCCCCUGGCAGUAACCCCGAGUCAGAUGCCACCCCAUUCCAGGAAGAUGCGUGGACCUUUGACCAGGUGGAUGCCGUAUCUAGUUUGCCCACACCCAGUGACAUCUUUGUGUCCUACUCUACUUUCCCAGGUUUUGUCUCCUGGAGGGAGCCCAAGAGAGGUUCCUGGUAUGUGGAGACCCUGGACGACAUCUUUGAGCACUGGGCUCACUCUGAAGACCUGCAGUCCCUGCUGCUCAGGGUCGCUAAUGCUGUUUCGGGGAAAGGGAUUUAUAAACAGAUGCCUGGUUUCUUUAAUUUCCUCCGGAAAAAACUUUUCUUUAAAACGUCAUAAGGCCAGAGUCCUUCACCCUGCCUUUUCUUGCACUCCAAAGCCCUCCUACCUUAGGCCUGCAAGCGGCUGAGACCUGGACCUUUCCCGCAACUCAAGGGCUUUGCGGCCGGCACAGGGUCUGCUCUCUCUGCCAGUGACAGGCAGGCUCUUAGCAGCUUCCAGAUUGGCGACAAGUGCUGAACAGUGGAGGAAGAGGGACAGAUGAAUGCUAUGGAUUGCAUGUGGCCUCUUGAGCAGUGGCUGGUCUGGGGAUAGUGACUGUGUCCUCUGUUCUCUGUAGAACAGGGAUUAACCUCUGCGCUACUGACAUGUGGGGCCAGGUCAUCCUUUGCUGUGAGGUUGUCCUGUGUGUUGUGGGAUGUUCAGCACUGUCCCUCGCCUCAAUGCCAGUAACAAUAUCUCCCUGAGUGGUGCUCUUCAGGCGUUGCCAAAUAUGUGCUGGGCUAUAAAACUUUCCUCACCUGGCACCCGGCACCCACUGAUCUGUAGGGAUUUUUGGCUACACACAAACCAGUAUCUCUCAUGGAUCAGUGAGCUGAGGCCUACUGGAGUCUGAACAGCUGUGAUCUGUGAAUUCUAAAUGAAGUUUUAAAAAUUGUUAAUUUUUCCUAUAUUGCAUUAAUCUUAAGAAAUAAAUCUUAGGCAAAUGUGGA
This is a messenger RNA of Cebus imitator (Panamanian white-faced capuchin), 2057 nucleotides long. It is a transcript of the gene CASP9, whose product is annotated as caspase 9. The transcript is spliced from 9 exons. Gene Ontology annotation, molecular function: cysteine-type endopeptidase activity. The coding region runs from base 214 to 1404 and encodes 396 amino acids. Gene Ontology annotation, biological process: proteolysis; regulation of apoptotic process. NCBI's taxonomy places the organism in Eukaryota, Metazoa, Chordata, Mammalia, Primates, Cebidae. The record is from RefSeq and is a predicted model, not a curated record.